ACAGAGACGGAGAACCAGACCGCUAUUUGUAAAAAAUAAUUAAAAAAAAAAUCAGUCUCUCUUUCUCAAUCCAGCUCUUUUUUCUUUUCUGUCUUCCUGUUUAGAUCUCCACAACAGCAUCAACCAACAAUGGCGGUUAAUCCAUCAAUUCAGUGUGCGCCUCAGCUGGGUCGCUCUCUAUCUCCUCGCUCUCCCAUCGCCUUCUUCAAUCGGGUCUCAUCACGACCCGCUUUCUUAAACGAAGCUCCGUCUUCGAGAAUCGUUUUGGUUCGCUCUCAAAUGCCUAGUUCGGAUGGUUUGGGCCACACGAGAUCCGUGGUGGAGUCUGAUUCUCAUGUUGAGUCCUUAGGUGCUUCCGCUUUGUCUGCGAUUGAUUUCCUCACAUUGUGUCAUCGGUUGAAGACCACAAAACGGAAGGGAUGGAUCAACCAUGGGAUAAAGGGCCCAGAAUCAAUUGCUGACCAUAUGUACCGCAUGGCUCUGAUGGCUCUCAUAGCUGGCGAUCUUCCUGGUGUGAACCGAGAAAGGUGUAUAAAGAUUGCAAUUGUGCAUGAUAUAGCAGAAGCUAUUGUUGGAGAUAUAACACCAGCUGAUGGUGUGCCUAAACAAGAAAAGAGCAGACGGGAGCAAGCAGCCUUAAAUGAAAUGUGUGAAGUUCUUGGUGGAGGAAUGAGGGCUGUGGAGAUCAAAGAAUUAUGGGCAGAGUAUGAAAACAAUGCUUCCUUGGAGGCCAACCUUGUGAAAGAUUUUGACAAAGUUGAGAUGAUUUUGCAAGCAUUGGAAUAUGAACUGGAACAUGGGAAGGUGCUGGAUGAGUUUUUCCUUUCAACAGCAGAACAUUUCUUCUGUAGGAAAAUUUCAGACUGAAAUAGGAAAGAGCUGGGCAGCUGAGAUUAUUUCAAGAAGAAACUCUAGGUUGGCCAGCAAGCUACACUGAUCUUCUGUGUUUGGCGGCAGUUUUCAUCUUUCUGUCCAGUUAAGUAAGUUGCUAUGCCACUUGAAGACAUUCUCAUUUGGAUAUUGGUCCUUGAUUUUGGAUGGAUAACCAACAAGAUUGUAUGAGAAGCAUCAACGGGUAUAUCAUUGGCUGUCCAACAGCCAAAGGUUCAAAUUGUGGAUACACACAGUAACCACUAACCAGUACUCCAUCCAGUGGCGGAAAAAUUUAAUAACGGGUGCUCUUUUGUGGCCCAUCAACAUCUAGCAAUGAUCCCUUUUCCUAGUUUGGACUUCUUUACGCAAUAACUAUGCCUACACGAAUAGCAAAAAUAUCAAUUUGUAGCAAUUGUGGCACUGUGAGCUACAUUUGUAGAUUAAUUCUCAGGAAAUUAGUUAACGUACUUUUAGUUCAUCUGUGAUAGAUUUACAAAUGCCUUGUGGAAGUGGAACAUGGUAUAUGAACUCUCUUCUAAUCAAUUUUUUAUAUGAAUUUUUAAAUGAGAAUUCUUUACAUCAAAA
Molecule: messenger RNA, 1458 nt
Organism: Hevea brasiliensis (rubber tree)
Lineage: Eukaryota; Viridiplantae; Streptophyta; Magnoliopsida; Malpighiales; Euphorbiaceae
Product: 5'-deoxynucleotidase hdd1
Exons: 8
Coding region: 130-867 (245 amino acids)
Cellular component (GO): cytoplasm
Molecular function (GO): 5'-deoxynucleotidase activity
Source: RefSeq, a predicted model, not a curated record